AUGGAUGUUGCCGAGGUUGAAGAAAAUCUUUUUGCAUCAAGCGAUGCCAAGUUACAUGGAGAUAUGUGCAAGCGUCUUUCUGCAAUAUACUGCAAGAUAUUGUCAUUAUUUCCUUCUUUAGAAGCAGCUAGGCCUAGGAGCAAAUCUGGAAUUCAGGCAUUAUGUUCAUUACAUGUAGCCUUAGAAAAGGCAAAGAAUGUUCUUCGACACUGCUCAGAGUCUAGUAAACUUUACUUGGCUAUAACUGGGGAUUCUGUUCUUCUAAAAUUUGAAAAGGCUAAAUGUGCUCUUGAGGAUAGUCUUAAACGGGUGGAAGAUAUUGUUCCUCAAUCUAUUGGUUGUGAGAUUGAUGAAAUUGUGAACGAACUUGCAAGUACAGUAUUUGCACUUGACCCAUUAGAGAAGCAAGUUGGGGAUGAUCUAAUUGCGUUGCUUCAAAAGGGAAGAAAGCUUAAUGACUCUAAUGACAGUAAUGAACUUGAAUGUUUUCAUCUAGCUGCUACCUCACUUGGAAUCACUUCUUCAAGAGCAGCUCUUACAGAAAGAAGAUCUCUAAAAAAACUCAUAGAAAGAGCUCGGGUUGAGGAUGACAAGCGGAAAGAAUCAAUUAUUGCUUACCUUUUACACCUUAUGAGGAAAUAUUCCAAAUUAUUUAGAAGUGAGUUCUCUGAUGAUAAUGAUUCUCAGGGUUCUCAACCUUGUUCUCCCACUGUUCAGAGAUCUCUUGAAGAUGGCAUUCCUGGUGGUCAUUGUCAUGUCUUUGACAGACAGCUUUCAAAACUUAGUUCCUUUAAUUUUAAGCCAAAUAAUAGGGAAUCACGGCAGAUACUAAUUUUACCUGAAGAGUUACGAUGCCCAAUAUCACUGCAACUUAUGAGUGAUCCUGUUAUAAUUGCUUCUGGGCAAACAUAUGAAAGGGUUUGUAUAGAAAAAUGGUUCAGAGAUGGGCACAACACCUGCCCAAAGACUCAACAGAAACUUUCACAUCUUUCUUUGACUCCUAAUUAUUGUGUUAAGGGUCUUGUGGCUAGUUGGUGUGAACAGAAUGGAGUUCCUAUUCCUGAAGGCCCUCCUGAAUCUCUUGAUUUCAACUACUGGAGAUUGGCAUUAUCAGACACUGAAUCGACAAAUUCAAGAUCCGCAAACAGUGUUGGUUCUUGCAAGUUGAAGGGUGUCAAAGUUGUUCCUGUUGAAGAGAGUGGUAUCUCAGAGCAAAUAGCCGGGAAUUCAACUGAAAAUUUUCCUGCACAAGAGGAAGAUAAUGAGCGAUAUCUUAGUUUUCUUAAAGUCUUGUCAGAGGGGAACAAUUGGAUGAGGAAGUGCAAAGUUGUUGAACAGUUGAGGCUGUUGCUGCGGGAUGAUGAAGAAGCCAGGAUUUUUACGGGGGCUAAUGGAUUUGUUGAUGCACUUAUGCAGUUUCUGCGAUCAGCUGUGCAUGAAGGGAAUGUGACGGCUCUUGAAAAUGGGGCUAUGGCUCUGUUCAACCUGGCUGUGAAUAACAACAGAAAUAAGGAAAUUAUGAUAUCAGCAGGGAUCUUGUCGUUGUUGGAGCAAAUGAUUUCAAAAACUAGUUCCUAUGGUUGUGCGGCCGCCCUGUAUCUGAAUCUUUCUUGCCUUGAAGAAGCCAAGGACGUGAUUGGCACAAGUCCGGCUGUCCAGUUCCUUAUCCAGAUUCUUCAAGCCAAGACAGAAGUCCAGUGCAAGAUAGAUUCCCUCCAUGCACUCUAUAACCUUUCUACUGUGUCCUCCAAUAUUCCGCACCUACUUUCAUCUGGCAUCAUUGAUAGCCUACAAUCCCUUCUUGUCGACCAGGGCGAUUGCACUUUGGCAGAAAAAUGUAUAGCUGUUUUGAUAAAUUUGGCGGUUUCUCCAGCAGGAAGAGAGCAAAUGAUUUUGUCUCCCGCACUCAUAAGUUCCUUGGCUUCCACGCUUGAUACCGGUGAGCUCAUGGAGCAGGAGCAAGCUGCCUCUUGUCUCCUAAUUUUGUGUAACAGGAGUGGGGAAUGUUGUGAGAUGGUCCUGCAAGAAGGGGUUAUCCCUGCAUUGGUGUCAUUAACGGUGAAUGGAACCUCGAGAGGAAGAGAAAAGGCUCAGAAACUCUUGAUGGUCUUCCGAGAGCAGCGACAACGGGAGCAAUCACCUGUUACGACAAUCCAUCGUGAACCUGAAAGUAGUGAUUUGCCCAUGCCUCCUCCUGAAACGAAACCUUUAUGUAAAUCAAUAUCUAGAAGAAAGGUGGUAGGGAAAGCUUUUAGCUUUCUCUGGAAAAGCAAGAGCUAUUCUGUUUACCAGUGUUAA
This is a messenger RNA of Sphenostylis stenocarpa, 2298 nucleotides long. Lineage: Eukaryota; Viridiplantae; Streptophyta; Magnoliopsida; Fabales; Fabaceae. The record is from the annotation of a GenBank genome assembly.